Leptinotarsa decemlineata (Colorado potato beetle) is the source of this 2099-nucleotide messenger RNA. RefSeq names its product phosphatase and tensin-like protein (gene Pten). Gene Ontology annotation, biological process: regulation of phosphatidylinositol 3-kinase/protein kinase B signal transduction; cell motility; protein dephosphorylation. Gene Ontology annotation, cellular component: cell projection; cytosol; nucleus. Gene Ontology annotation, molecular function: phosphatidylinositol-3,4,5-trisphosphate 3-phosphatase activity; protein tyrosine phosphatase activity. The record is from RefSeq and is a predicted model, not a curated record. Lineage: Eukaryota; Metazoa; Arthropoda; Insecta; Coleoptera; Chrysomelidae.
GCGAAGUCGAUAUGUCAACUAUCGUUCCAUCUUUUCAUUCCAAAAUGUUGCUCGUUUUUUGUUGGAAAUGAUAUGUGUCUCUCUUCAAAGAUUGUUGUUCAUGAAGGACAGAUGUAACCAUGUAACCCGAUCAAUCUGAAUUACUAGUACUGAAACACUGGGACUGCAAACUAGACAGAAGACAAAAGACUGGAGGAAGUAGGAAGGGGUGAAUUUAACGCCGUUUGACAGUACUCAGUGCUCUAUAUUCAUAAAAUUUUUAUGAAAAGUGAUAAGUUAGAGAAAAUUUACGGGAAACGAACCUGGUGUAGUUUUUCUGUGAUCAUAUAGUGCAAUUAUUAUUGUAGUUUACUAAUUUAUGCCGAAAUCGGGAACUUCAAAAAUGCUGGAAAUGUCCGACAUUUCCACCUGAUGUAAACAUUGUUCCAGUAAAAUAUUCAUUUUUUUAAGAACACCCUCUGCUGGUGAUCAUCCACGAAACCACCGAGAAAUACUUCGAUUCAGCUCUUUCGAUGUCGCGAUGUCUUUUUGUACAGAAUGCGCUGAAUAUAAAAUUAAUAAUAUCGCGUGUAAAAAACUUGAGGAAGCUGAAGAUAUUUUAUGGGUCACUGUUUUAGUGGUGGAAGAUCCCAGAAUAGAUUUCAUCAGAAAGAAAAUGCAACGGGUACCAGUGCUCUAAAAAUAACGCCAUAUGAGACAAACAGUCUGUGUUACGUGAAAGGACAAUCCGUUAAACUUGCCAGAAGUGGAAUGGCCACGUCAUUCUCUACUAUGAACAUUACGAAUCCCCUCAAAGGACUUGUGAGUAAAAGAAGAAACCGAUAUAAGAAGGAUGGCUUCAAUUUAGACUUGACAUAUAUAACCGACAACAUCAUAGCCAUGGGUUAUCCAGCUUCGAACAUCGAGGGUGUCUACAGGAACCACAUCGACGACGUGGUGAAAUUCCUCGACAAAAAACAUCCCGACCACUACUACAUCUACAACCUAUGUUCGGAGCGUAGUUACGACAAGGCCAAGUUCCACAACAGGGUAAAGAUAUUUCCCUUCGACGACCACAACCCUCCGAAAAUCGAUUCGAUUCAACCGUUCUGCAACGAUGUAAAAGAGUGGCUCUCCCGGGACGAAGCCAACGUGGCGGUUGUCCACUGCAAAGCCGGUAAAGGCAGGACGGGCACCAUGAUAUGUUGCUACUUGUUGCACAGCGGCAUGUUCGACAGUGCGGACGAGGCCCUAAACUACUACGGCCGGACGAGGACUCAGGACAAAAAAGGUGUGACGAUUCCUAGUCAAGUGCGCUAUGUGCGGUAUUACGAGACUCUGUUGAGCAACCGGCUUUUCUACACGCCGGUAUCGAUGUACAUUAAGGAAUUCAUUCUAAACCCAGUGCCCAAUUUCACAGGCGGCCAAGGCUGCCUCUCCUUCACGAUAUCGCACCAGACGCUGCUGCAGGAAGGAGAGAAGCUGACGCAGAAGUGCAAGAAACUCAGGAAGAACGACGUGUACGAAGUUAAGAGAAGCGACGCCCCAUUUUCGAUCAAACUCGACUACUGUCUGCCUCUGACGGGCGACAUCAAGGUCGAGUUCUUCAACAAGACUAUGAUGCGGAAGGAGAAGCUCUUCCAGUUUUGGUUCAAUACGUUCUUCAUCCAGGACCUGGACGUGAACGGGUUUUUUGACCGGAACGGGGGAGUGGAGGAGCUCUGCUACGUGCUCGAGUUUGAAAAAAACGAGCUGGACAUUGUCAACAAAAAGGAUAAGCAGAACAAGGUGUUCCAAGCUGACUUUAAGUUGACGGUACUCCUGCAGAGGAUACCAAGAGAAGAUCAUUGCUCUUCUCCUUACGAACGACCGUUUCAUGUUCAAGACACGCCAAGUGAGAGCUCUGCCGACUCCUCCGAUGACUACACAAACGAGGAAGAUGAUUGGGACAGCGGUGAAGGGAAUUCACUCUUGCCCAGUAAACCUGAACACAGCUGUGAUGUUAUACACAAGAGUUGAUCUUCAAUAUUUAAAUUACUGAUUUACUGUAAAAAGUUACACUAGAUUGUAAAGUUUCCUGUACUGUAAAUAAUAUAAGAAAUGUCUUAUUUUGUCUUCGA